Ylistrum balloti is the source of this 4282-nucleotide messenger RNA. RefSeq names its product presenilin-1-like. The coding region runs from base 324 to 1871 and encodes 515 amino acids. The record is from RefSeq and is a predicted model, not a curated record. Gene Ontology annotation, biological process: negative regulation of apoptotic process; amyloid-beta metabolic process; membrane protein ectodomain proteolysis. The transcript has 10 exons. Gene Ontology annotation, molecular function: aspartic endopeptidase activity, intramembrane cleaving. Gene Ontology annotation, cellular component: Z disc; dendritic shaft; membrane raft. Lineage: Eukaryota; Metazoa; Mollusca; Bivalvia; Pectinida; Pectinidae.
GCCGAGUGGAUGUGAAUAUAGUUUUAAAGGAUAGAUGUAGUCUUUACUUUUUGAUGUUCGCAUCGCUGUAAUAACUUGUUAUUGAUUUCCCGACACAACAGACCGUCAGAAACCAUGAGUUUGUUUUAAUGAAACAAAUAGAUGACUCACCCAUUUUCGUCACUGAGUUGGGGACAAAGCUUACCAUAACAUACACUUCCUUGCAUUGAACAGAUUACGGGUGUUUAAGGAAGUUAAUUGACUAUUGUACUGACACAUUUGUAUCUGCUGAUAUAUCGCCCCUGAUGUAGUCAACGUAACAAUCUGUAUUCCAUUUUGACUGCAUGAGUAGAAAAGUGAGUGAGUCCGACUCGUCCGAUUCAGCCGGGGAAACCAGGCCACUGAUGUCUGCCGGGACAACCUACCAGGGUAGGAGGACUCAACCCGUUACCCGGGAGGAAUAUGAGGACUUGGGGGAAGCCCGUAACAGAGAUAAUCAAGAAAAUGGCAUCGGAAUGGACGCGAAUCACGAGGAUGAGACAGAUGAAACCAGGACAGAGAUUCGUCCUGCACGUCAGCCACAAAGACGGCGUGGCACCAGUGGUGACACAGAGGAAGAUGAAGAUGAGGUGAUGCUGUAUGGAGCAAAACAUGUCAUCAUGUUAUUUGCUCCUGUCACCGUGUGUAUGAUAGUGGUGGUUGCCUCUAUCAGCUCUGUCACCUUCUACACAAAGAAGUCUGGCUAUUUAAUCUAUACUCCAUUCCAUGACGGUGAUAAGGCUGACUCAACCACAGGGACAAAAGUAUGGCAGUCAUUAGCUAAUGCGAUGAUUCUUCUGGGGGUGGUGAUUGUCAUGACAAUAUUCCUACUCCUCCUCUACAAAUACAGGUGCUACAAGUUCAUACAUGGCUGGCUGGUGGGCUCAUCUCUCAUGCUGUUGUUUUUAUUCUCCUAUCUGUAUAUUGAAGUGGUGCUGCAGGCAUACAAUGUACCAAUAGACUACAUCACAGUUGCCUUGCUGAUCUGGAACUUUGGAGUGAUGGGAAUGAUUUGUAUCCACUGGAAGGGUCCACUUAUCCUCCAACAGGCCUACCUCAUCAUCAUCUCUGCUCUCAUGUCCCUCAUCUUCAUCAAGUACCUGCCUGAUUGGACUACUUGGGUCCUACUAGGAGUUAUGGUCAUUUGGGACUUAGUGGCUGUACUUUGUCCCAAGGGGCCGCUGCGGAUGUUGGUGGAGACUGCCCAGAAGAGGAAUGAACCAAUAUUUCCUGCACUUAUAUACUCGUCUACCAUGAUCUGGACUGUUGGCAUUGGAAUGGCAGAAGGACAAACAAAAAAGAAAAAAUCAAAGAAAUCAAAGAAAGACACACAAGCAGAUGGAGCUACAGGUGGAGCCAGUUCAACAACAGACAAUGCGUCUGAAGAUGAAGAAGGUGGAUUAACUUCAAAUGCCACACAAGAACAAAUUUUUGCCCGAAGUAGUACAGAUUCUGCAGAGGCUCGAAAUGCAGUAGCAGCCUUGAGUGAUAGGCCCCGACCAACAACUACCAGUCGACCAACACAACAAACUGCUUCCCGCAAUUCUCGCGAGACACAGAACUCAACUCAGCAGGAUGAAGAACGAGGAAUAAAGCUUGGUCUCGGGGACUUCAUCUUCUACAGUGUGUUGGUAGGAAAAGCCUCAUCUUAUGGAGACUGGAACACUACCCUUGCAUGUUUUGUCGCCAUUUUAAUAGGGCUGUGUUUUACUCUACUGUUGCUGGCAAUAUUUAAGAAGGCUCUGCCAGCUCUUCCCAUAUCCAUUACCUUUGGACUAAUAUUCAAUUUUGCAACAAGUGAAAUUGUUGCACCAUUUAUGGACCGUCUGGCUUCAGGGCAGGUGUAUGUAUAGUGCUGAUACCUGCUUGAACUUGGGUCUUUUACCUGUAAAUGCAUGUACAGUGUUGACUUACCUGUAGGAAUGUAUAUCUCUGAAUGUUGACCUACAAGUAGGUAUAGCCCUAAGUGCUUACCUGUACGUAAGUGUGGUCAUUAGUACUUAUCUAUAGGUAGGUGUGGUCGUAAGUACAUACCUGUAGGUAGGUGUGGACACGAGUACUUACCUGUAGUUAGGUGUGGUCAUGAGUACUUACCUGUAGUUAGGUGUGGUCAUGUGUACUUACCUGUAUGUAGGAGUGGUCAUGAGUACUUACCUGUAUGUAGGUGUGGUCAUGAGUACUUACCUGUAUGUAGGUGUGGUCAUGAGUACUUACCUGUAUGUAGGAGUGGUCAUGAGUACUUGCCUGUAUGUAGGCGUGGUCAUGAGUACUUACCUGUAGUUAGGUGUCGUUAUGAGUACUUACCUGUAUGUAGGUGUGGUCAUGAGUACUAACUAGUAGUAUGAGUGGUCCUGAAGGUACAUACCUAUAGGUAGGUUUGGUAGUGAGUACAUACCUGUAGGUACAUGCUUUUUAUGGCCCUUAUCACUUAGGUGCUUUUUCAUAGCACUGGUUGUUCCAGAGUAUGUAGAUUAAGUUGUUAUUACCUGCGGGACCAUGUCUUUUUGUAGUUGAAAAAAAAUUAAUGCAAAUAUAUAAAUUUUUGUUCAUUUUUCAUUAUGAAUCGGCAUAAAGGCCAAUUCUGUCAACUUGCUUGUGAGUUUUGAUUGUAAUUUCUUCAGUCAGCAUAUAGACUCAAAUGAAAUCAUAUAAACUGAAAUAGUCAAGAAAAUACCAUGUUCAUCUGUGUUGAUUUCUUUAUGAUCUUGGAAUAAUAAUCAUUUUUGAUGAUAUUUAUUUUCUGAAUCCCUUGGAUCAAUGUAAUAACUCCAUCAUAUGUUCCACAUGAAUCCAUCUCAGUUUAUCAUAUUUAUGGCUUUUUUGUUGGAAAACAUCUUAAUGUUAAACUUUCCUAAUGUACAGCACUUAUACAUGAUACUCCGGACAUUUCUGAGGUAUCCAAAAUAUAGGUCAUCAUACAUGGGAGAUUAUAAUGUUGCUUUAUUUAAUUAAGAAAUAUCAAUUCUGUUUGUUCUUAAUGUUUACUUAAAUUUUGUAAGUGCUACGUGUAUUAUUAUGUCAGAGAUAAUUCUAUUUUUAAGUAGGAUUUAUAAUAGUUUCUAACAUAAUUUCUAAAUGCAACUUUCUAUUGUAAACAUCUUUAGAUGAGGAACUUAUAUGUCCUAUAAUAUGAUAAUGUAAGUUUGUAAGUACCUGCCAGUAAAAUUUCUGUGUCAAGGAGUGAUGUCUGAAGAUUGGGUGUAUAUGAUUUCUCCACUGUAAACAGAUAUCCAAGGACUUCUGUAAUUAAUCUGAUGCUUGAGGCUUUAUACAUAUUGACCAUCCUGAUUCUGAUGUCAUCAGCACACACAUGUUCAGUGAGACAGGUUGUGUGUAUCUUGAACACAGACAGAAAACAUUAGUCUUUUUGACGUUUAUUAAGAAAUCUCUUGCCUUAGUGGUGGGUAUAUACUGAUUAAUGUCUGAAUCUGUCUUUGGCUAUAAGAACAAGUACAGUAUAUAUUUUGAUACAUUUCAUUUCCCUUUAUCUAAUUAAAAAAUUCUUACCUUCAUGUUUUCUGUAUACAAAAUUAACUUUCACAUUCUGUAUGAUGUACUAUCAAUCUCAUGAAUUUGCUGGUGUUUGACACAUAAAGUGAAGAUUCCACAAAUAGGUUGUCUAUACAGUGAAACACAUUUAUUAUUGUGUCCUUGUCAUAUGUAUUGAUAUGCUGCUUGAAUUAUUUUUUUUGUUUAUGCUGACAAAUGAAUAUCAUUGUAGACCUUAUAAGUGCACAUUUACAAAAUCAUUAGAGGGUUGUUCUUAAUCAAGCUAUUUACAAAGAAAAGUGUUGAGGUACAAAACCUUGUAAUGACAAAAAACAUAAAUUGAAUUGCAGAUAAAAUCCUAGCAUUUCUAUGGAAGAUACAAGUUAGAGGACAGAAUUUAGAACAGUGAAAUGAAAGUUUUUGUGCACCUCCCACCCACUUUUCCAUAAAGUGGGCAUGUGCUUAAAGAGCAGGUGCACUUAUAAGGUCAACUACAUUUGAAAAUAGUUGCUACACAACAUUGAAUAUGUACAUUAUUUUGAAAUGCUAGUAUAUGUACAUAUGUUGUUAGAUAUCAACGUGUCUAUUGCACAUUAUCUGGUUAUGCUAACUAGCUGAUGUAUGGUACAUAUAAUGUUUUAAGUAAAAAAGUUAAAAAUUGUGUCAUACAAAAUCACAAAUAUUAUGUCUCAGAGGUAAUAAAUACUACAACAAUAAGGUCUAUUUCAUUACCAAAUAAGGACAUUAAGAUAAUAAAUAUUGUUGGAGUCUCAUA